AUGGCACCUGUCACUGACAAGCUUGCCCUUUCUUGUUUCAGGAGCAGGCAACCCAGCAGAGAAGUCCCCAGUCCCACCAAACGCCUCCACUCGAAACGCUCCUCCAUCAGCGGCGCUCCAAUGCUCAGCGCUUCCUCCCAAAACAACCACUCUCUGUUUUCCUUUGGCCGCAAUGGUACCGCUCCCAGUCCUGCUCCGCUAGAACAGGAUCCCUCAGCCGCCCACCACGACUUCCUGCCCCAGGUCAGCUUCGAUGAUCUCCAGAGCAGCCUAGAAUCCGCUUCGGGCGACUUCACGUUGACCCAGUUUCCCUCCCCCACCGGCGAGGGUAGCAUCCUGGAGUCCCAGGGACUGGCGGCGGCAACCAGCCACCCAAACCAGCAGCCCCCGGCCCCGGCCCAGGCCCAGACGCAUACGACGCGGUCACGCACAGGCUCCAUCCUCAGGAGGCCCAGCGUGUCUAACCGGCAGACCAGCAUCUCCUCGACCGCGUCCAACAUCCACAUGGCCUCCAUGCGUCUGGACUCGGUGCGAGAACCCUCCAUGAUCUUGGAGCCCCUGCCUCCUCCCCCGUUGACCGAGCCCCGGCCGUCUUCACGAUCGCCCUCGAUGCUUCCGCGGAAGACAGCGACCCCUUCCUCGCAAAGAACGACCCCCGAUCCCAACAGAAAGUCAUACAGCUCCGGCAUGUCUGUCGGGUCAACAACGAGCUAUAAUACUGUGAGGACGUCAACAGGCUCACUGCAGCCUCGCGCUCCUCCGAAUGGGGGCUCUCGUCUACCGGCUCCCAAGUCGGUGAACAACCUCCCGCCUCCCAGCCAAGAUGAGCCUGAGGACGUUCCUCCAGUACCUGCAAUCCCGAAAGCAUACGAAUCGCCGAAGGACUCGCCUGCCGAGCUACACUUCUUGGACAAGAAAAAGUCCAACCUCACACUUGAUGCGAGUAGUAUUCGCAGCACGUCAACAGGAAGUCUUUCUGGUGCGCCGGUCCACGAAGCAACGCCGGUGCAGCGCAAGCCGAGUGCUCGGAGGAUGGCCCCAAGAACAAAUCCAGAGCCAGAGAAGAAAGCCCAACCUGUGCAACCUGCGCAACCUGCGCAGCCCGCACAGCCCGUACAGCCCAGGAAGAACUUCAAAUCGAUGAACCUGCCACCACUUACCGUGGGACCGUUGAGCACCCCGACUGUCAACAAGAUAGCCAAGUUACAGAAUGACCAGCAAGGUCAGGCUCCAAGGAACAUCAGCUCCCCGCCGGCGCGGCAGACGGCAAAGACGCCAACCACGCCAAUGACGGCCUCGAGGAGCACUUUCUUCUCCAAGAAUCGGGCGGACAAGGAACUCUCCCACUUCCGCAGCAGCAGUUCUGUUCAUCAAGGCCGGAUAGAGAGCCCGCUGGUCCCCGACACCAGUAGCUCGGAAUCCAUCAGCGGCAGUAUGAUGAAACCCUCAGUCUCUCCUUACCUUUCCUCGUCCGUCCCCAAAGAUGGGGCAUUCGAACAAGCAUACUUCAAGAGGUCCCAGACCGGCACUGAAAUCCGCGACGCAGAAGAAGCCCCAAGCAACCCUCCCAUUGCCCAGUCAAAACCAUCUGGGCCUCGAGCUCAAAGACAGCCAUCCAAGUCUAUAUCGAAACCCCCGAUCAAGGCGACCCCGAAGUCGCCCACACAACAGUCCAGUCCUGAGGAGCCGGCCACUCCGUCGUCGAUGACGUCUUUGCGGAGGAAGCUGAGCUUAUCUUGGAAGCGCAGCAAUUCUAAGGCGGCUACUCAUGCACAAGAGAAGUCGGCCGACAACGCAAAGCAUGACGCGAUGCCUCCCCCUCGACUUCCGAUCUCUGCCACAACGGGGAAUAUGACGCACAAAUCCGGGAGUCCAGGCAUAUCAUCGAAGCCGAGCUCGUCUUAUCUCGAUUCUAAGAGGCGGAAGAGCUCUGGGUCGAGCCUCAACACUGUGAUGGCUCACGAAAGGAAGCGGAGCGAUGCUACGCAGGCCACGACGGUCAGGACAGUCAAAAACACUGCUGACGGUGCAGGGAACCGCCCAGCGGUGUCGCAUUCCUCGUCGGUCAUGCACAAGUUUCUCCGAUCUAAGCCAUCGACGGCAUCAGUACGACAUGCGGAUGUCUGGACCGCCGAUCUGGAUAAGGAUGACCUGAUAGCAGAGGAGGAAAUGAAGAAGCUGGGCAGUCGACGUAAGGAAACAGAGCUUGCCGCAAAGACCUUGGACGCUCUGCGUAAACGUGCUACGCCGAAGGAGCGCGUCAGCCCCCAAGACGCUAUUCGAAUAGCGAUGUUGAACAUUUACGAACGAGGCGAGAUCAUCGAUUACAACGACAUCUACUUCUGCGGCACACAGAAUGCGCAGAAGGUUAUUGGAGACCUCAACUCAGAUGUGCCAAACUUUGGCUAUGAUGAUGAACGUGGGGACUACAGCAUCGUCACAGGAGAUCACCUGUCCUACCGCUACGAGAUAAUCGAUAUUCUUGGAAAGGGAAGCUUUGGUCAGGUCGUGAGGUGCAUUGACCACAAGACUGGUGCUCUUGUUGCCGUCAAAAUCAUUAGGAACAAGAAGCGGUUCCACCAGCAAGCUCUCGACCCACAAAAUAAGCACAGUAUGGUCAACUUCACACACAGCUUCUAUUUCCGUGGGCAUCUUUGCAUUUCUACGGAGCUUUUGGAUAUGAAUCUUUACGAAUUCAUCAAGGCGAACGCGUUCCGCGGUUUCUCCUUGAAGAUGAUCAGACGUUUUACGAAGCAGAUGCUCAGCUCUCUGAAUCUGCUGAAACAGCACAAGGUCAUUCACUGUGAUCUCAAGCCUGAAAAUAUCCUCCUACGCCAUCCCAUGCACACAGAGAUCAAGGUUAUCGACUUCGGGUCGAGUUGCUUCGAGAACGAGAAGGUUUACACAUAUAUCCAGUCCCGGUUCUAUCGAUCGCCUGAGGUUAUUUUGGGCAUGUCUUACGGAAUGCCUAUCGAUAUGUGGAGUCUUGGCUGUAUCUUGGCUGAGCUCCUGACUGGUGUUCCGAUCUUCCCGGGCGAGAACGAGCAGGAGCAACUGGCUUGCAUUAUGGAGGUGUUUGGUCCACCAGAGAAGCACCUCAUCGAGAAGAGCACACGCAAGAAGCUUUUCUUUGACUCGAUGGGCAAGCCUCGUCUGACAGUCUCGUCCAAGGGCCGAAGAAGACGGCCCUCAUCGAAGACAUUGCAGCAGGUGCUGAAAUGUGACGACGAAGCGUUCCUCGAUUUCCUCGCCAGAUGUCUAAGGUGGGACCCAGACCGACGAAUGAAGCCUGACGAGGCUAUCCGCCACGAAUUUAUCACCGGCCAGAAGACCUCUGUACCCGUCGCACGAGUUAUGAACCGCGAACAGUCUCCGAUCAAGCGUCACAACACGAUUUCUACCCCACGCCCACUCCCAGAACCUCCAGCGGCAGCCACAUCCAUGAGGGUUUCCUCGAGCAUACGCCCCAAGGAUGCGACGAGCAUCCUUGGCUCGCCUGCAAAACCAGGCGCGGGCACCGUGCCAGGCUCUAGGAGAACGUCAGGUGCGGUUGGUGUUCCUCCCAAGCGGACCAGCACUGGCACGACUGGUUCCAAUGGUGGACCCCUGGGCAGCAAUCUUCCCCGCGCUGCGGGCCGGACGGUUAGUGCUAAGCAGGAUCUUGCGAGCGCAGGGGCUACAGCCGCGAUGAGUCGGAGAGCUGGGGUUUGA
This is a messenger RNA of Diaporthe citri, 3711 nucleotides long. RefSeq lists its product as uncharacterized. Lineage: Eukaryota; Fungi; Ascomycota; Sordariomycetes; Diaporthales; Diaporthaceae. Gene Ontology annotation, molecular function: protein serine/threonine kinase activity; ATP binding; protein serine/threonine/tyrosine kinase activity. The record is from RefSeq and is a predicted model, not a curated record. The coding region runs from base 1 to 3711 and encodes 1236 amino acids. The transcript has 5 exons. Gene Ontology annotation, biological process: peptidyl-threonine phosphorylation; peptidyl-serine phosphorylation.